AUGUUGACGACUCGUUAUGCUGUUUUAAUUCGCCUGUGUAACACUCUACUUCCAGGAGAUCCUGUUGAGGAUAUCAAGGACAUUACACCAGAAGUUGUAAAUAAGUGUUUAAACAACUCUGCUUUUACGACGUCUUCAAUUGGGGAAUUAUUAACACAGCACUGUGCCGAAGUGAACAAGUGGCUUUUGUCCAACAAAAUUCAAUCGGAGUGGAGAGAUGGCACCUUAUUAUGUGAGUUACUAGAGAAAGAGGGUGUUCAAAUGAAUGACUGGAAAACACUUCCUAAGCUCAAGCGGAUCAAACUUUGCUUGAAACGGUCGAAAGAGUUAAAGAUCCCAAAGAUCAUUUCUGCAGAAGAAAUUAUGUUGUGUAACGACGACGUCCCAGUCAUGUUAUUCAUCUCACUAUUUCGGAACAAAGAGAUCGAGCUGAAAAGAGUCGAGGCAAGUGGCGAACACGUCGAAGAGAAAAUUUUAGUUGACAUCCCCCAGCAAUUGAAAACGGAAUUCUUUGGCGCUAAAAACGCGACGCUGUUGUUCGCGCAAAAACUCGAGAAGAUGAUCUCCGACGACUUGACUCGAAAGGGUGACAAACAUGUCUCUAAGUUGGCGCAUAAGUCCAUUUCAAUGGAAUUCAAUAAGAGAAAAAGUAUCUCUAACACUGACUUGAACUCCCCUAGAGUCGCUGUUGCUGUUAAAAUUCGAGAGUUAUCGAAGACACCAGAUGUGCAAAGAAAUGGUACACCAAAAUUAACACCAAAAGGUACUCUACCACUUAAAGUGUCUUUUUGCGAGACUAAAAGUGGAGACGUGACCCCGCUAGAAUGGACAACAAAGUCAUUCUACAAAGAAUUGAAGGAAAAUGCCGAAUGA
Entamoeba invadens IP1 is the source of this 873-nucleotide messenger RNA. RefSeq lists its product as hypothetical. Gene Ontology annotation, molecular function: protein binding. The record is from RefSeq and is a predicted model, not a curated record. NCBI's taxonomy places the organism in Eukaryota, Evosea, Mastigamoebida, Endamoebidae. The transcript has a single exon. The coding region runs from base 1 to 873 and encodes 290 amino acids.